CCCAACUCCAUUCUGUCCCGAGAGAAACAAGGAUGACUACCUCAUUCAAUACAAAACCUUACACCUACACCCGCUACCCACCCACCAUCUCCCCCUCAAUCCCACGCCUAGACACAGAAGAAGACAUCAAGAAGGCCGUGCUCGCCAACCCCGAAACCACCUUCGAUGAUACGGUCGACACCACCGGCGGCUGGUACCAGAAAGACAUGGAAGGGAAGGUGUUGGCCAUUGUGUCGGAUCAGAUGUGUGAGGAGCUAGAUGCGAGGAGAGAUCAUGCUGAGGCGUGGGUGAAGGAGAAUGAGAGAAGGGAGGCGGCGGGCGAGCCGCCCUUGGAGCCUGUUUGUUGGAGGAGGUAGGAUAUAAGGAAGAGAGGGGAGGACACUUAGGGACGAUAGUGGCUGUUAGUUUUUACGGUGUUGGGUGGGUAAGGGGGGGUCUCGUUGGGUUUCCUUCAUUGGAUUGGAUUGGUUUGUAUGGUGAUCAAAUAUAUGCUUCGGCGUUGUUGAGGGCUCUAUGUCGUUGCUGAAGGUUGAACGACGCAUGAAAAACUCAAGA
Molecule: messenger RNA, 555 nt
Organism: Aspergillus pseudotamarii
Lineage: Eukaryota; Fungi; Ascomycota; Eurotiomycetes; Eurotiales; Aspergillaceae
Exons: 2
Coding region: 33-356 (107 amino acids)
Source: RefSeq, a predicted model, not a curated record